AUGCCAUUGACCUUUUUGUUAUGCUGCUGUGGUUGCGGGAUACCGCUCAAGGAUAUUUGGAACUACUCACGCCAGCUUCCGCAGGAUAUCGCGCACGGCAUUCGUCGCAAAGCCAAGGCUAGAAAAGACCGCAAAUACUAUCGGGAUCUGGUAGCUGGCCUCAAUACUCCCAUUCGAAGGCCGACUGCGGGUAUUCAAUCAAGAGACAACGAGCAGCUUCAAUCGUGUCUAUUCCGACUGCCACUGCAAGUCCGUCUGCAAAUAUGGGAGUACUGCAUUGGUCAGAGGUUUAUCUAUGCGCCCAUCUACAACCGCAGCCGUCCUCAUUUUGUGGCACGUGUUGCUUCCUAUCGAGAGCCUUGGCCUUUGGAAAUAUACACACGUCCUCACUCAGAAUUUGCCGAUACUUUGAGCUCUGCUUGGCGACCUCUGGACAUGAUCUUGCUACCUGAUAUACCGACAGAGCCGGAGUUGAUAGAACCGAAACAAUCAGUGGCAUUUGGUAGCGUUGGAGCCUUUCUUACAGAGGAGCAAACAACUAGUUUGAGCAGAAAGUGGAAAAGCUCAGAGCUCCUCUUGAGUUGCAAGGCUGUACAUGCUGAGGCCGCCCAUGUACUGUUUUCGCAUAAUGCCUUUUCGUUUACAUACCUACCACAUUUAUCUGCGUUCAGAUUACAUCAAGGUCCAUGUUGGCGCUACUUACGCUUUCUGCACCUAGAUCUCAUCCUCGGCCCAUCCGUCAACAUUCCAGGUGUUGUCGAUCGGGCUGCCUGGAGAGCAUUAUGGACCAUGAUGUCGAGGGAGAGUACUGGUCUACAGAUGCUAGGUGUUGGCAUCCAUGUUCCCAUGAAUCAUACUAUUGAACGAUGGCUUACCUAUCGCGGCGAAGGCUGGUCAGCUCGUGAUCGAUUCUUUCAGGGCCUUCCGACUUGGGCGGAUGACUUGACGGUGGUUCAGGAUAUUCGACACGCCCGAUUUGAAGUGGAUGCUGAGCGACUGGGUGAAUUUCGUGACUACACCUCUUGGCCAUAUGCUUCAAGUGUCUUGAAAUUUCGUGAACGAGUGGCUCAUGAACAACAAAGGAUGACUGGGGCAUCUGAUUCUCUUCUCUCAAUUUGA
Fusarium mangiferae is the source of this 1119-nucleotide messenger RNA. RefSeq lists its product as uncharacterized. The coding region runs from base 1 to 1119 and encodes 372 amino acids. The transcript has a single exon. NCBI's taxonomy places the organism in Eukaryota, Fungi, Ascomycota, Sordariomycetes, Hypocreales, Nectriaceae. The record is from RefSeq and is a predicted model, not a curated record.